AUGCGCUUCAACGACGGCUUUUGGCUCUUAAAACAUGGCGUGAAGGCUUACUACGGUCUUGAAGCAACUCAAUCCAAAGAAAUUGACGGUGCAGUUGAGCUCCGUGUUGCAACUCGUCCAAUCAGACACCGAGGCGACACGUUGGGUGGCCCCGUUCUGACUGUGAAAGUACACUCCCCCACUGAAGGCGUAAUCGGCGUCAAGAUCGACCAUUUUGCAACCUUCACUGCCUUGCCCGAGAUACCAUUGUUUCCAGAUGCACAACCGAUUCGCAACUCAUCCCUGAAAGCUAUUGAGGGUGGGCAUCGCCUCUCUUCUGGGGCUUUGACAGCGGAAAUAACCCACAAGCCUUACACCAUCACUUUCAAGUCGCCAACUCGAACCCUUACCUUUGCCGGUCCCAAACACCAAGCAAUAUACGAUGUUCCAUCUCGCUGGACCAUUCUUUCCGCAUCCAACAGCUCCUGCUUAACUCACGAUCCCAGUUCUAAUCCCACUCCCUCACCGCUGCCGGAGUUCGUUCGGUAUAUCAAUUCGGAGCUCAACAUCUCUCCUGGGGAACUUAUCUAUGGUUUUGGGGAACAAUUUGGAGCUUUUGUCAAGAACGGCCAAGCUAUCAAGGUUUGGAAUCAAGACGGUGGCACCUCAAGUGAACAGGCGUACAAGUCGCUCCCAUUUUACAUCACUAAUCGGAACUAUGGCGUGUUUAUCAACCAUCCGGGAGAAGUUGAGGUCGAAGUAGGAAGCGAAAAAGUCAGUCGUGUCGGAACAUCAGUUGCAGGGAGUAGCCUCGAAUAUUUCAUUAUCUAUGGGGAGCAUCCUUUGGACAUACUGGAGAAAUUUACGAGGAUGACCGGCCGUCCUGCACUGCUCCCACAAUGGACCUUUGGCCUUUGGCUGUCCACUUCGUUUUUGACAUCUUACUCGAGUUCUACUGUGUCUGGAUUCCUCCAAGGGAUGUCGGAACGCGCAUGUCCCGUUCGGGUCAUGCAUUUCGAUUGCUUUUGGAUGGCCGCGUAUGAGUGGUGCUCCUUCACUUUUGACCCAGAAUUCUUUCCCGACCCGAAAGCGUACCUCACGGAAAUCAAAGAGAAGUACAACGUCAAAGUUUGUCUAUGGAUCAAUCCGUACAUAUCCCAGCUCUCUCCUACUUUCGCAGAGGGAGUUGAAGGAGGUUUCUUCAUCAAGAGAAACGAUGGAUCACCCUGGCAAUGGGACCUUUGGCAACCCGGGCUGGCAAUUGUUGACAUCACUAAUCCUGCAGCCCGGACUUGGUACGAAAAUAAACUCACCGCUUUGAUGGACCUAGGUGUGGACUGUUUCAAGACGGACUUUGGCGAGCGCAUCCCCCACAGUAAUGUGGUAUACCACGAUGGGUCUGAUCCAAUGCGAAUGCACAACACUUAUUCAGUGCUCUACAACCAACUUGUAUUCAAUGUCAUCGAGAAACGACUGGGAAAGGGCGAAGCUGUUGUUUUCGCCCGAUCCUCUGCAACUGGUGGUCAAAGAUUCCCGGUACACUGGGGAGGAGACUGUGAAUCAACCUGGGAGGCCAUGGCUGAGGCUCUCCGCGGUGCACUCUCCCUCACAGCAUCUGGCUUUGCCUUUGCUUCCCAUGAUAUUGGCGGAUUUGAGGGUCAUCCAGACCCUCAGAUCUAUCAACGUUGGGUUGCAUUCGGUCUCUUCUCAAGUCACAGUCGCCUCCAUGGCUCUGGAUCAUAUCGUGUACCAUGGGUCUACGGUGAAGCUGCUGCCAAGAGCAUGAGCAAAUUCGUCGAGGCCAAACAUCGUCUGAUGCCUUACAUUUACAAUCUAGCAGUGCAGGCGCAUUCGAAUGGACACCCCCUCCAACGAGCAAUGUUCAUCGAGUUCUCAGAUGACAGAAACACGCAUACCCUUGACAGACAGUUUAUGCUCGGCCCAUCGCUUCUAGUCGCUCCGGUUUUCGUAGACGAGAAAGAGGAAACAGAGUAUUACAUUCCCUCCGGCAUCUGGACCUCGUUCUUCCACCCAGAACGCACUGUCCAGGGACCUAUUUGGAUCAAAGAAGUGGUUCCUCUUGACGAACUACCCGUCUGGGUGAGGCCUGGGACUGUUCUGUGCCUGGGGCCCGAGAAAAUCGGUCGACCCGACUAUGAUUACACGAAGAAUAUUCAAGUCCGCGCUUAUCAACUUGCCGAAGGACAGAUCGUCCAGGCCAACAUCGCAGAUGGCGUUAACGUCACGGUGGAAAAGAAAGGCGGGCAAGUCAAGGUCUCGCAGGUCGGCAUGAACAUGUCUUCGCUGGUCUUAUAUGGCGAAGAGCUCAAAUCGACGAGCAAAGGAAUCAUUCAGUCGGACCACGUCUUAGUAGAAGACACCGACGAGCUUGUUGUACAGAUUUAG
Mycena indigotica is the source of this 2385-nucleotide messenger RNA. RefSeq names its product Glycoside hydrolase family 31 protein. The coding region runs from base 1 to 2385 and encodes 794 amino acids. The transcript has 14 exons. Gene Ontology annotation, molecular function: hydrolase activity, hydrolyzing O-glycosyl compounds; carbohydrate binding. The record is from RefSeq and is a predicted model, not a curated record. NCBI's taxonomy places the organism in Eukaryota, Fungi, Basidiomycota, Agaricomycetes, Agaricales, Mycenaceae. Gene Ontology annotation, biological process: carbohydrate metabolic process.